CUCGUUUCACCUCAUAUAACAGCCUCUAUGAUUGGCUAGGUUUCAGUUACAAGCCGAAGAUGCAGUCAUGGCGGAUGAUGAGAGCAUAGAAAGGAACAGCUUGUGGCAUCUUCAAGAACGUUUGAAACAAGAGAGACUGUUCGUUAACAAAGAGAAAUCUGAAAUAUCAAGUCUUAACAUAGAGAUACAAUCAACUUGCGAAAGACUUUACCAUUUGUCGUGGAUAACUCGGCAACAAUGGAAGGUGGUUCAGCGAGUGAGGGCUUCACCUGAAGAAUGCAGCCAUGUCGUAAACAGGCUGGAUUCUGCCCGCUUUGUGGACGCAUCAAGACAUCUUGGCUACUUAGAAUCAAAAUACUGGGAAUUUUUUAAGGGACUGAGAGAGAAUCCCUCGCUUGUCGCAUCCACUUUGGCUUAUGCGGACAAAAUUAAUUUAGACACCUCUCAGCUGAUUCGGUUGUUGUUGAACUCUCUUUAUGGAAAUUGCCUUCUUCCGCAAGAUGAAAAUUAUGUGUUGAUGCUAAUGAAACACCUGAUCGAGUUGAAAAUCACAGGAGAUGAGAGCCCUGAGAAAUUCCUUCAGCAUAAAAGGAAUUCAUUUACGUCGCUGUUUGGGAUUCUAGUCGAAAGCUUGUUCUCCGCAAAGUUGUAUUUGACAGCGGCCCUUCAUGCACCUAUUAUGCAAGUUCUCUCGGAAGAUUCACUUUUACAGAAGCGCUUACCCCUCAAGUGCACUAAAUUCGUGGAAAACCUUAAAGCGAAACUCUAUUGUUUUCCUCAAAGCUUGCGAUGGUUAAUGUGUCAGUUUGCAAAUAUUCUUUCAUCCCACGGUAUGAAUGAUAAGGAAGUGAGGUCAAUGGUCUUAAAUCUGUUAUUUGAUUGCAUUGUUUGUCCGGCGAUAAUACGACCUGAGCAGUUUGGCAUCACUUCUGAUGUUCAAAUUAGUGAAGUAGCCUCACAGAACUUGCAAAAUAUAGCUUCCUGUUUGCAGUGCUUGCACUCUCUCUAUUCCUCUGAAGAUGAGAAUGCAAGAAAUUUGGACAUGUUUUCAAGGAUAGAUCCAGUAAGUAUGUUUUGCAUAGACUACUCUAUCUGAGAGGGAAUUUCCUUUACAUCCUAAGACAGAUUAUUUCUCAGAAAAAUCACACUUAUCUUUGUUCCUGAACAACUGGAGUUUAUCACAUGAAGCAAGAUGAAAUUUCCUUGGUAUUACACUCCUUUUCCUGUUACCCUGAAAUUAGCAUACAUGUCUGAUUGUCAUAGAAGACUGACUGAUGAGAGAGAAAUGGCGGUUUCUUUCACAUACCAUUUGAAAGCUGGCUCACCCAUUUAUACAUCAUAUGGGUGUAAUCAUUCUUUAGGCAGAUUUCCAGUGUUUGCAUAAGCUAAAACAAUUACUUCUCUACAAUAGUCAUAAAAAAUUUUCUGUUUUGGGUAUAUGAAGGUCUUACUUGCUUUCAAUGUUUUUGCUGAGAUUUUAAGCUAGUAUUCAUUUCUUUUCAGGUCUGUGUGACUUCAUUUUUAGAUGCCAUAUUAGAGAACCAAAAAGACAUUCAAGAUUUUCCAAACCAUAAGUCCCUUUCUGGCCUUUGUCGCAAUUCAGUUCUCAUAACAGAAAAUGAGCUACAUGCCUUGGUGAGUUUCAUGCAUGUGAUGCCUGAUCUAAAAGAGAAAGUUACGUUUGUUGUCAUGAAGAUGAGAGUUUUUCGUCAUUGUAUUUUCAAAGAGGAGGAGGAUGCAAAUGAAUGACUGGCUGCUAUAGAAAUCCCUUGUCUGUGCACUUUUUAUUUCUAACUAGAGAGAUGGUAGUCUAGUGGUUACUGUACAGGGUUCUGAUCUGGGUUACAUAACAGUAUUGUGAUCUUCAGCAAGACACUUGACCAUUAGUCACAGUUCCUAUUUCCACCCAGUUGUAACCCUUUACAGCCAAACAUUUAUAGGUAUAUUCUCCAUACUAUCAUCUAAACAUUUCAUAUGGUACUAACAGGAAGAAUUUCUUUGAUCAGUGAUAGUUAGAUUCAUCCAGAGGAAGCCAUUUUACAUAUAGUUGAUUCAUAUCCAGAAAUUAGGAGAAGGUUUGACAGUACUUUGAAGCCAGGAGGCUCUUAUGAAUUACACUUUUCCUCAUUAUGUAGUUGUUUUUGUACAUUGAAGUAAGCUGCCUUUCAGGACAGUUCUUGUGUUCUAGCAGUUUUCCCAACAACCCUCAAAAUCCAUAAAAUCAAUUAGAGAACCCCUCUCAAUACCGAAGGAACAAUACAAGUCCAGUUCGUGCAACAAAUGAUAUUACAACAUUAAAAUUCAAAUAAUUUAAAUAAGCCAAUGAGCGAGCUACUGAAAUUGAACAAUAAAAACAAAACAAAGUCUGUAAUUACAUGCACGUGCUAACUGAUUUAUUUCAAAGUUUUUAAUUAAUUCCAUAAAUGCAGAAAAAAGUUGCAACAUCUUGUGUACAUAAAUUUCUUUUGUUCCCUAUCUUAGACAAGCUUUCUUAGAAUGAUUGAACACAGUGAAGACUACAAAGAUAUUGUUAACCAUAAAGAGCUAGAAGAGUUACUGUAUCCUCUGCCACCCCAGCCAGAGAUAAGUCCUGUGGAGCCCAUUACAGAUCUGUUAGCACCCCCAGGUCCAGAGUAUUCAAUAGAGAGUCCAAAGACACCAAAAAAGAAACGAGCCAUCAAAGGAAAGAGGGAAGAUAAAACUCGGAAGCAAAGCUUUGGAGAAAGUCAAGCCGCUGAGUUUGAAGGCAAGAUAAUAAAGCAGUAUAACCCUUUGUAUGUUGAAAACAAAUCAGAAGGGUUAAAGAGAGAGUUUCUCCAGCGAAUGGCACUGAUGUUGAAGGAAGGUGAAGAUGUCCUAGUGAUCUCACUUGGCUAUUCAGGGAUUGAGUGUCCUGGCCUGCUGUCUGAGGAAAAAGUGAGUAUCAAGUAGUUGUCAUUAUUUUGUCUCCAUCAUGACUUAUACCCCAUUCACACCAGCAAAACAUGUUUUGUUAAACUGGUUUUCAUUGAAUGAAAAUUAUAAACAGAGAACUGAAAAACUUGAUUUUCCAUUGGAUUCAAGUACUUGCUAACUUGCAUUUCCAAUGUGCUACAUUCAAGUCAAAAAUAUUCGGUUAAAUAGUUUCUAUGAAGAAAAAAAAAAUUAAACUGUGUUUAACAAAACAACUUUUAAACAUGUUUAAGCUUUGGUGUGAAUGGGGCAUUAGUGUAUGCACUCAUCUAGUAUGUGUAUAUCUCUCCCAUCAAUAGAUGCAUGGCUGAUAAAAACUUUUGUCUACUGAAAAGAAAGAAAUUGUCCAACAAUAAUUCGCUCAAAUUUUGUUUGAGGGUUUAGCAAGCAGAUGAAGUGUGGAUUAGUGUAACAGAAAUAUUUUUAUAGAACAAAGCCCUUGAUCCUCUGCUGCAUUCCUUGAACCAUGGGUAUCUACUAAUAGGUGUCCAUUUUCUCAAUUUUUAGGUUCUUGGCAUCAAAAAACCGUCCAAGAAUGAAGCAGGAACCACUAAAAGCUUCAGACCAAGGAGUAGCUCAUCUCAGUUCUCCAAGCAUAUUUUUUCAGACAAAUCUGUUGCAAAGAAAGGGAAAGAAGGCUGCAACAAAGAGGAAAGUGAUGACAAGGAAAUAACAACCUCACAUAAUAGUGAGUUUAGCAUUAACUACAGUUUUUUUUCUUAUUCUUACUGAUACAAACAUAGAAGGUGGGAAGGCCUUAUGGUUAGUGUUCUUCUAAUUUUUCUUGGGCAAAACACUCUCCUCUGACGGUGCCACUUUACACUCAGAAUAUACCUGUACCUGCAAGCUUUCAGGGACACCUGAUGAAAUGCUCAGGCUGGGGAUAAUCUUAAGAUAGACUGGCAUCUCAUUCCAAGUGGAGUAGUUAUUCUCCUAUUUACUUCAUAGUAGGGAAACUAAGAUAAGUUCCAGCUGGAUGGGCUGCUUGAUUGGAAUAUAAACUUUACCUUCUUAUACAAACCAAAUAUGUGCACAAGCUUCAGAAAGAUAACAUAACAAUUUGCAGCCUUUAUUAAAAGACUCUCAGUAUGAAGCAAAUAAUGAUACAUUCAAACACUUUGGUCUAAGCAGGUUAUGGCUUAUGUUUUUUUAGAUGACAAGGAGCAUUCAUCAGAGGUACCUCAGCAAAUCAUUGCUGGUUCUGGUAACCAAGACAACAAUACUGAUUUGCCUAAGUCUGACACAGGAGAGAAAACGAGGACAGAUCUUAAUGAUUUGCUUCUAAGAAACACCAAUUCCACAACACAUGCUACACCAGAUGUUCUAGAAGGAAGUACAUCAAAUAUGCAAGACUCUGCCAGUGUUGAUUUGAUUGAUUUUGGAAGUGAGAGUCCAGAGCCAUUAUCCCCAGUGUCACCAGAACAUUUCACUGAAAACCCACUAGUGGAGAAACAGUUGCCUCUUGCCUUUGAAACUCAAGCUGCAGGUAACAGAGACAGUGCCAUCAGUAGUGGUGGUAGCACACGCAUUAGUUCCAUCAGUACAGCAAGUACACAAAGUAGUGGAGUGGAGUUCACCAAAGAGUGCAUAUUUGUAGAUAGUGGCCAUGGCGAAAUUUUAGAGGAGAAUUCUAAUGUGCAGCUCCCCUGUCUAGAACCUGUAGAUGCACCAGGCAAUGAGUUCCGAAAGCGCAGCAGUGUCAUCAGUGAUCAGGAGAGAAGAGACAGCAAGGUCAGUAAUCGAGAGAGCACAAGUAGUAGCACUCUGACUGGCUACUAUGGAGAAGGAUCCAACCGAGACAGCCAAGCAAGUUUCUUGAGCUUAGAUUCUGAGUUUCCACCUCGAAGUGGAUCAUCAAGCACAGCUGAUGACGAACGUGAGUCACCUGCACCCAGGGAGAAGAAAUACUCUCGAGCAGCCUCUUUGAAGCGGCAUUUGAGGAAUAGGAAAAAGAGCAAAGGAAAAGACUCCUUUGAUGGGCCAGAUAAUGUGGAAAAGCGGAGUGAAAAGAAAGAGAAGGGAUUCUUUGGAAAGAUAAGAACUGCUCGCUCCAAAGAGAAGACUAAGUCAAGUAAUGCAAGAGUGUAUGAGGAACUGGUGGAGAAAACCCUUGACCCUUUUGAUAUCACUUACAGAAUGGCACACCCAGAAAUGGAAGAGAAAACACCCAAAGGUAACAACUAACAUGAUUCUUGUGUAGUUUGACUUGAUUGAUCACUGUAUACUCACUGUACACCGUUAUAGCAUACCUAGCUUAAUACUGUAUGUCAUGUAACUAUAGCGCACCUUAAAUUUUCUUAAGUUUGUCUUUUCAGUUCAUGAUCAUCUUCAACAUCUCUAACCAUCUCUAUCCCCCCCCCCCCUUUUUUUACAGCCCCUUCAACAUUUCUGAACUGUGGAAAAUUUUGCUUCAAGGUUCCUUCAGAUAAAAAGCAAUUUUAAACAACCCCAGAUACAUGUAUUUCCUUGUAGCUCCUUUAACAAGUCCAACAUUAGUGGUUAUGUUCAACUUGUAGACUGUUUUUGACAUAUUCUACAGAAGAAACUCAUUUUGUUUGAUAGGGCAAGCAUUUUAGAAAAAAAAAUAAAGAUACAUGUGAUAACAUUUUGGGUUAAUUUACUUUUGAUGUUGUCCUUAUUGAUCAAGAAACAAUCUCAGUCUUGUUGAUUUCCAGUUUCGAGCUCCACUACAUGUGUUUCUUAUUAUUAUAGACCUUAAUUCAUAUUAUUAUUUUUUUUCCUUAACAGACAUUGAGAAUGUGAUAAAAAAAUACACAGAUAUUGCACGUUCUACUGCAGAAGAGGAAAAGUUGGAUGCUGCAGAUGGUGAUGAUGAUGAUGAUGACAAAGAUGAGGAAGAUGAUGACAUUGUUGAUGAAGAGGAAAAAUUUGAAAACUCCAAGAGAAAACUAAGACUGGUUCUUUGCCAAGCUGAUUUUCAAAAUCUUCCCAUGGUUCAUUCAGAAAACAGGAUACCAGAGAAAAGGUUAGCUUUGAAUUCAUGUAUUUUUCAAAUCCUUUCAAAGAACAUUUCAUGGCUGCAAUGUGAGGUGCAUUUAUAGCAGAUUUUCAGACAGAUCAAGGAUUGUUAACCGGAAGUAGGUGAUAAAAGAAAUUGUGCAGAACAACCAAAAGGCUCCUUUUUACUUCCUUGCAUGGUGUUGAACUGGUAUUGAUAAUAAUACAAUGAUUAUCAUCACAAUAAUAAACAUUAAAAUUCUUAGCACUAUUUGUAAUGGCCAAAAGUUAUGAAUCAAUGAUGCACAAAUUUCUUGCAGUAUCUUAAGUUGUGGUAAAUAUUUAAAUGCAAUAUUAUUUUCUCAGUAUGAGUGGAAAAUCACAAUGUCAAGAACUUUUGACUUUCCUCCAUGUACAACUUGCUGAAGCAAUAAAUCUUCAAGACAGAGCUUUGUCUGCUCAGUUGCAUGAGACAAUAAGAAGUGUGAAGGAUCUGCCACCACAAAGGUACAGUAUAUAUGUAAUGUGCUAUCUUAUGGCAUGUUUGAUUCAUUAUUAAGCUGCUCUGGUUAGUAUUGCUGUCACUGGACUUUAACAAGAAAUUUCCUUUCCUCAAAUUACAUUCCAAGUUUAGGGUAGCCUUAACAUUUAAGGGCUCUUGCUAGUUUCUAGUUGCUGUUAUGAAGUUGUCUUGCAAAGACCCAUUUUAAUUCUGAUUUUUAUAUUUCUCCAAAAAAGGUUUAUUUUUAGUUGCUUUAUUUAAACCUUUCCCCCCUUAAAGUGUCUGGCUUCUAAUUUUUCCUUACAGUAUCACUGUUUCAUCAAGUGUGAGGGUCAUAAUAAAAUAAAUUGUCCUUAUUAGUAUUAAAGGAAAUGUAAAGAGAACAACAUGGAGAAUAUUAAUGCGAAUGUAGCAAAUGUGUUUUGCUGUAAAAGCAAACUAUUUGAUUCCAGACAGAAAUGCCCAUCACUAUUUGUGCAGAAUGCUAACAACUUGUGGUUGCUGUUCUAUAGCUUUGCUAGACUUGUGGAAUCAUUACAGGAGGAUUAUAAAGCUCGUGCUCCAUACCUAGCAUACUUGGUCAAUGCACAUCAAGGAUUAUUAGCAACUCAUUCACACCUGGAGAGAUUAGUAGAAAGAGUGGAAAGGUAACAAUACCAAAAAUGUUUUUCUUUUUUUUUUAAUUAAUUCAUUCUUAAAUAAUUUAUAUCCUCAGAUAUUAGUUAUUGGUUGACUGAGAGAAAGUAUGGACAUUGUUUCAUUAGAUCAUUCUUGAAAAAUGUAAGUCGUGUAGAUUACGUUACAUGGCUGAGAAAAUUAUGUGAGAUUGCAUCUAAGACCCAACUACUAUGCAACUAUAUCAUUCUACAACAACUGUUUGUAGCAUGUUUUCCACAUUCUCAGUAACCAAGAUGUUAUUGAUGUUGCUACAUAUAACUUUUGAUGAGUGGCUCUUUUCUGAACUCGUAGGGACAAGAUCAUUUGUCGCACUUACUUUACAACCUCUUGUGUGAAGCUAUUUCUUGAGUCAAAGGAGAAAGGAGAGAUUAGUAGAUUUACCCAUAAUUUUCAAUCCUUGCCAACACCGGAUGAAAAGGUUUGACAAAAUUAAAUAUUGCACUCUCAUUGACCAUGUUUCAACCUCAGGUAGUUCUUAUACUAUUUCACUGAUUUUAAACAUGUUAGAUGCUGUUGUUAUUUUGCACAAAUAAUAUCAGUGUUAGUACUCCAUGAACUUGACACAAACUUGUAAAGAGUAAUUAUUUUGUAAUGAGUACAAAGUUUCCCCCUCCCUCCCUUGAGCACCCAUUGGUUUUCUGGCAAAGAGACAUUUUGGGCAUGCAGUGACCUAAAAUUUUAGUGGAAACUUCUGUGUGAUUUGAGUGAGUUUGACUCUUAAACAGCAACAGAGAGACUAUUUUCAGUAAUGUUAACAAACUGGAGCAGAUGUAAUUUAACUGUAACACCUUUGAUGGCCUACCUAACCUGCUCUAUAGAUUACACAGCUUCAUGUAAAUAAAGUUUUAGUCUCUUAGUAUAUUUUCAAACUCUAGUUUAAGCUGAUGUUGCUGGAAAGAAAACCACAUCAGAAUUGUGCUCUUUGGCCAAUUUAUAUUGGUUUUUGGGCUACAUCUUUCGUUGAUAGCGACAGCACAAGUAGCCUGGGGAAAACUUCUAUCAGAGUGAUCAGCAAAUCCAUUGGCAGGUGGCUCUUGUGUAAAACCCUCCACUUAAAAUAAUUUUCUUUAAAUCUGUUGACAGUGUGCAUUGCUUGAAGAAUUCCUAGAGACAUUAGGGGAUGAGAUGGAAAAGCACCCAAUCUGGUCAGGUACAAGGAAUCAGCUCAAAAUAAAUGUAUUCAAUGAUUUUACACACAUUUACAUCAAAUUAUCCAACAAAUAAUUAUUAUUUAUCAUUUGAUUGGCAGGUGUCAGUGAUGAGCAAUUUCAGGAUUCCUUGGUGGCAAUAGAACGUGCCAUUAUGAGCAGUAUCUACAUUUCUGCAUUUUACCCUUUUGGUGGAGUUGACCAGCAAAUAGAUAGGUGAGCUAUGCUCAAAACUGGAGGUUGCAGUACUUUUGUUCAUAAGCCAGGUUUUGCACUUAGAGAUUUCUGACCUUGGUCAAUAUCAAUUCCUAAGAAAUGUAACUAAAAAUUGCAAUUUUUUUACUGAUGAUCUGUUGAAAAUGCAGGGGGCCAAGCGUUAGUACUUUAGACUCUGGUCAUAAAUUUCAGGUAUAGUUGUAGGCUGAGGACAUUUUCUUUGUAGGCAAGACAAUUUACCAGUACUUGCCCAGAGCCUCUAUCCACACAGAGGUGUAAAUGAGAAUUGGCAAAUUGUUAAUAAAACCUGACCAAAUGCUGUAGGAUAACAUGUACCCUAAAGUAGGCUAGUAUUUAGUCCAGGGGGAUAAGCCAUACAGUUAAAAGCUACAGCGGGGUUUGUCAUUUGAUUCACAUUCCUUUUCAAGUGUAACCAGUUAAAUUUAUCACCUGCAGCUCCUUUUAUUAUUGCCUAAAACUAAUUGGAAUUUUUUUAAAGUUAAAAUGGGAUUCAACAGUGGACAUUUCAUGAGGUGGCUCUUCAUGUCCACUUUUACCAGGUCAAAUUGGAAUUUAGAAUAUGAGUUUUUGUGAAGGGAAGAAAAUUUUAGGACUUGGGGGAAAAAUCAACAUGUGACACCAUGUUCGGGAAUCAAACCUGGGUCACAGUGGUGGGAAGUGGGUGCCCUCACCACUGUGCCAUCCCUGCUUCCCAAAGUUCUGUACCAGUUCGAAAAAUUCCACUUACCUGUCUUCUUUAAAUGAGGGAGAACAAUUCUUUCAACUGAAGGUUAUAAAUACCUGCAAUUACUAAUAGUACUACAUGUAUGUGUAUAUAUGUUGUAGAUAAAAUUAAUAUGCAUAAACGCAUAGACAUAUGUUUUCUGUUAAAAUAUCAGAUCAAGAAGCUGCUUCUUGCAGUCUGUGAGUUUGACACUUUUUCACUUCAGCUUUGAUUCUGAUUCUUUUUGGUUAUUGGGUUUAUUCUUGAAAUCUCACAUCAAUAUCCUCAGUGUCUUUUUUGUUUUUGUACUCUCAGUACGUUUCAUGAGCAUGUGAUCAACCUGCAGAAAGUUAUUCAUCCUAAUCACAAAGCUGUAAGAGUCCCUAAGGUAUGUAUUAAUUCUAAAUCUUUAACAAGUUUCGGUAUCAUUUUAUGCACAAGUCUUUUUUGAUCUGACUUAAUCAAAGAAUUUUCACAUUGCAUUAUCACGUAAUACUUGUAUCUUGUUCUUUUUUGACCAAAAGAAAAAUGUGGUCCAGAUAGGAAGCUAACAUUCUUGUUUUUCAAUAGAUGUACCGUAAGGAAGCACCAUGGGAAUCAGCUCAGAAAGAACUGCUGGCAAUUAAUGCUUACAAGGUAGUUGCAUUUAUUCUAUCUCUUGCUUUACUUCACUUAAUGUAGUGUUUUUACCCCAAGGGAGAACAGGGGCACUAACUCCUCCAUCAAUCUCACCCACCUGAUUUAUGGCUCUCUGUUAAGGUGAAAAAUACAUCUUCUGCCUCUCCAUUUUUAGAGUCCUCAACAUCCUAUUUGACUGUGUUGUUUUUCUUUCCAUCUGGUGCCAAGGUUAGAGCAGCACACUAAUUUUUUCAGUGGACAUGCAAAGGGAAGGCACUUGUUUGCCAUCUCCAUCUCUUGAUUUGCUCACUCAAAGUUGUACAACCGAUGAAUACAAAUUGUGCUCACCCAUAUUAAGUUUUUUCAACCAAUGCCCUAUAGAUUUGCUUCAUGAAUGUACCAGAAACUGGAGUAAUGGGUGGUUUUUUUUUAUGAGAUUCUUCUCUUGCUUCCCUAGACACCAACAGACAAGCUCAAGUGUGUCAAGCGAUGUUGUGUCACCAUUAUGAAUCUGUUGUGUUUAGCAAGUGAAACUAGUGUGCCUGGUGCAGAUGAAUUUGUCCCAGCCUUAGUGUACGUGGUGAUACAUGCAAAUCCUGAGGGCCUUCUGUCUACCAUGCAGUAUGUUAAUAACUUCUAUGACAAGAGGCUCAGUGGAGAGGAAGCUUAUUAUUGGAUGCAGUUUUGUGCAGCUAUUGCCUUCAUCAAAACAUUGCGCUAUGGCUCAAGCUAAAUCCAAAUGAGGUUAACAGAUUCAUCAGAUACAAUUUAAGAGGGUAGAACCCAACUUGAUUCUGAAUGAAGUAAGCAGUUACAAAGGCUAAAGAAAAUGAAGGAAGUUCAUGUUGUUUUAGUGAGAAAGGGCUAAUCCAAGGGUACAACAUUGAAGUGAUUUGAGAGCCAUAAAUUCUUGAGUGCAUUACACUCCUGAUACAAUUACAACAGAUGAAGUCAACCCAGAUUUAUUCCUUUAAUGAAAUGAACUGUGUGAGACUAAACUUGAUCACAACUAUAACUGUUUGGCUCUUUAAUUAAGACAUUUUACUACCACUGUUGCCUUAUUUGUCAUUUUUGGGACACAACCAGUUACCUUUGAAUCAAAGGAAGUUGCAAGGUGAAAGACAUUGAAGACCCAUAGCUCCAAGAGGCAAAAAUAUAUAUUUACGGUAUUAUUAGGGAAUAUUAUGUUGUUCUAUGACAAAGAAAGUUGAAAAUAUUACAUUGCAUUUUACAGAUGUGCCAGUCGUUACAACUUUAGAUUAGGGUAAUAUAUUUAAUUAAUUUGAUAAACAUGUUCUUGAUUAUCUGUGCACUUAUUGUGUUGCAUCAGGCAUUUAUUUUUAUCAGUAUGAAUCACAGAAAAGCAGGCAUGUUUGUAUAAUUGUUUUUCACAUUUCAAAUCAUUUAACAUGAGAAAGCCUUUAUGUUCCAUGCAAAAAAUAUGUAUUAAGUUUUUAAAUCUUGUAGGGGGUUUUAAAUUCAUGUUGUUUUUAACAGCAUAUAUACUUGAGGAAGGUAUCUUGACUUAAUGUUGGAAACUAUUUGGGAUAGUGUGUUAAAAAAAGUGUGUUAACAUUAAUUUAAGAUAAUUAUUGUUUCAAGGUAGACAUUCAAAAUUUCAAAAUUUUUCUUGCUCAUUAGUAAGAUAUAUUAAGCCUUUGCACCCCAACAUCAGUUUGCAUAUUCUCUGUACUGUUUUUUAUACAUCUACUUAGGUGUUGACAAGGAGAAUUUGUUUAACAAUCAAGGGCUUUUUGGCUGGUGAUCAUUUUCUUUAUUCUUUUGAUCCUAAUGUGUGAUUUAGGGAUAUUAUAAGGAAAAAUCAGAUGCUAUUCACCCUGGGGUUUCAUGGUUAAUCACCAUGUAGAAGACAGCAUGGUGUUACCAAGCAGUUCCACUGUAGGUCGAAGUAAAAAAUUUCAUUACUUAUGUAUGCUUCAAGUAUGAGGAUACUACAGCUGUAAACUUGAAAUGGAUUUAUUUUUUUUACUUAAAAUUGAUGAAAAUACCCAAAGUAGUGCUAGCCCACAAGAAUUUCUUCACAUGGGAGUAAGUUUAACCCUUUAACUCCCAAGAUCUGACUGUUAAUUCUCCCCACUAGCUUCUACACAUUUUGUUGUAAAUUAGUUAUGAGAACUUGGUGCCAGAUCAAGAUAGCAGAUUCUACCUGAUAAGUUUGAAUAUUCUCAUUACCUGUUUGCUGAAUAAUGUAUGGAUAUUAUUGGGAGAAGUUUCAUGUUGAUCACUAGUGGGAGCUAAAGGGUUAAGGCCUUGAGAAAAGGGGCUUGAGGGGUCUUUAAGGAAUAUGACGUUUAUUAGAAGUUAACAGUGGCUUGCACACAAGCUCAAGUGUUACAAGAUGUGAAGACCCAAAUGUAGUAUAAACCUAGCAUCCAUAGGGCUUUUACAAGAGCUUUACAAAUAAACCAGUGUAUAGCUAAUAUGAUAAUUUUCAAAUAUUUGUGGAGAGUA
Pocillopora meandrina is the source of this 12268-nucleotide messenger RNA. The record is from the annotation of a GenBank genome assembly. Lineage: Eukaryota; Metazoa; Cnidaria; Anthozoa; Scleractinia; Pocilloporidae.